This is a messenger RNA of Notechis scutatus (mainland tiger snake), 552 nucleotides long. Lineage: Eukaryota; Metazoa; Chordata; Lepidosauria; Squamata; Elapidae. The record is from RefSeq and is a predicted model, not a curated record.
AUGUCGAGUUCAGAGAACAAACCAAGCAAAUUCUCUCAAGCCAUCAUCUCUUUUCUUGCCAGCAGUGGCAUUGGUGUCUCUCCUUCCAAGACCAGUCCCAGACAGAAGGCUCCAACGGGGCGUUUUCCAACCUCGGGGCUGUUUGGCAUCCCGCUACCCUCGUUGCGUCCUUCGCAACAUGUCGAAGGUGUGCCAGAGUUUCUAGUGGACGCCUGCGAGCAUCUCCGACCCCAUCUUCACCUCGAGGGCCUUUUCCGGAAAUGCGGUUCAAUGACACGGAUCAAAGCUUUAAAGGCCCGGCUGGAAGCAGGCGAGCGCUGCCUGCACAUGGCCCUCCCGUGCGAUGUGGCCACUCUGGUAAAGCAAUUUUUGAGGAGCCUCCCUGAACCCCUGAUCCCCGCCGAGCUGCAAGGACCCCUUUGCCAGGUGCAGCAACGAAGCCGAGAAGAUCGGGAGUCGCUGACCCUCCUGAUCACCUGUCUGCUUCCCCCAUGGAACUCCAGCAUCCUCCGCUAUUUUCUGAGCUUCCUGCAGGAGGUGGCGGCCAGGUGA